Linum tenue is the source of this 5361-nucleotide messenger RNA. The record is from the annotation of a GenBank genome assembly. NCBI's taxonomy places the organism in Eukaryota, Viridiplantae, Streptophyta, Magnoliopsida, Malpighiales, Linaceae.
UUCAAAGCUCAUAAAAAAGCCAACACAUCUCGCCUUAAACAAAAAAACGGCAGCUUCGCUACCUCUCGAAGCUUUCAGUAAUUGAGCCAUGAAGGACACUCUGGAAACCGGAAUUCAUUCUUCUGCUCUCCAAAUCAAUGACCUCAUUCGAAUCGACGGUGCCGCCAUGGAUCUACCAGAGGUUCCCGAGAGAGAGAGAGAGAGACAUCCAUCAAUGCGUCGCCGAAUGCAAGCUUGGGUUUAUUAGAUAUGGUGGAGAUAACUGUUUCCACUCUCCGGGUCAUGUAUAAUGGAAAGUGGGAGUACGAUGUUUUUGUGUGCUUCAGAGGAGCCGACACCCGCAAUAGUUUUACUAGCCACCUCAUGGAAGCGCUCUCUCGCGAGGAAAUCAAAGCCUUCAUUGAUGACAUGCUCGAAAAAACAGAGAGCAUCGGCGAGCUAAUCUCUGUCCUACAAAGAUCUGCACUAUCUAUCGUGAUUUUCUCGGAGAAUUUCGCAGAUUCAAGCUGGUGUUUGGAUGAAGUGGCCACCAUUUCUCAAAUCAUGGAAGAAUUCGGACACCGGGUGCUUCCGAUCUUCUACAAAGUGGAUCCAUCCGAUGUUUCAGAGGAUUGUGGGAGUUAUGCUGCUACCAUUAAUCUAAAAUAUGGAGCUAGCAACGUUCCAGAAGAUAGGAAGAGGUGGAUGGGUGCUUUGAAAGCUGUGGCUAAUUGUACUGGCCAUACCUCGCAAGAAAUCAAGAUUGACUCCGAGUUAGUUAAGGUGAUAGUGAGUGAUGUUUUGAAAAGACUCGUCCACAUGUCACCGAGAGUGAAGUCUGAUAUGUUGAUUGGCAUGGAUGCUCGCAUUUGUGAGGUUGAAAAACUACUGGCUUUGAACGUGAAUGAUUUUCGGAUUAUUGGACUUUGGGGGAUGGGUGGGGUAGGGAAGACCACUUUGGCUAGAGCUUGCUAUCAAAGGUUUACAUCCUCUACGAAAGGAACAAAGCGUCAAUUUGUUCGAAACAUCCAUCAAACACGUGAAAAGGAAAAUGGGAUGGUAGGAAUCGUGCAAGAACACUAUUCAGCAUUGUUGUCCGAGGACAACAUAAGUUAUGAAGAUUUGGAUGUUAGUUAUAGAAGGGAUCGUCUUUCUCGGCUGAAGGUGUUCCUUGUUUUUGAUGAUGUGGAAACUUUUUCAGAGCUAGAGCACUUGUUGUUGGGAGAUCUUUUGAAUACCUUCAAUUUGUUUGCCUUGGGGAGUAGAAUUAUUGUGACAACGAGAAACCGAAGAGUGCUUGAAAAUGCAAGGGCUAAUAUAUACUAUGUUGAGGGUUUGCAUUCUCAGGAAUCUCUUCAACUCUUUGGUAUACAUGCAUUUAGACAGUACCUCCCCCCUGAUGAUUGGAUGCGUUUAUCAGCUGUGGCUAUAUCUUACUGCAAGGGAAGCCCUUUAGCCAUAAAAGUUCUAGGAGGUACUUUGUAUUGCAGAGACAAAAGUUACUGGGAGAGUUUCUUGUGUGAACUGCGGAAAAUUCCCAAGCCGGAAAUUCAUGAUGUGCUUAGGAGGAGCUAUGACGAGCUUGGUAUUGUUGAGAAGAGAUUGUUUCUCGAUACUGCUUGUUUUCUUCAUCGGCAGCGGAAAAAUUUAGUGAUGAAAUAUUUUUCUAUUGGUUAUCAAUGUGCCAAUUAUGUACUAGAGGAUCUAAUUGGUAAGUCUCUGCUCAUCCGUGUCUCCAGCGAAGAUUAUGAGAACAUUGAGGUUCAUGAUUUGCUAAGAGAAAUGGCUUGGAACAUUGUUAAUGAGGAAUCAGAACUUGCAAAUCGCAGUAGGUUGAAUAAUGCUGAUGAUAUUCGCAAGAUUUUAACAAUUCGGAAGGUGAAAACAGAAGGCAUUAGUUUGAACCUUUUCAAAGCCAAUGAGAUGUAUUUAGAAGCUACCACAUUCGAAGGGAUGACUUCUUUGAGAUUUCUCUGCUUCGUCUAUUUUUCAGAAGAGCAUGGAAUUCGCAAAGUUCAUUUACCAAGUGGUGGCCUUGACAUGCUUCCUGACAGCUUGAGGUGGCUGCUAUGGGAUGGAUUCCCUUCAAAAUCUCUACCAUCAAGAUUCUCUCCUGAAAACCUUGUCCUGCUUGCUAUACGACAUAGCCCAUUCAUAGAAAGAUGCUGGGAAGUUCAGCAGCCAAAGCUUGUGAAUCUAGUGGAGCUUCACCUGUCCGACUGCAUAAAUUUAACUGAUGUCCCAGACCUGUCGAGUUCUCCAAAUCUCGAGUACCUUUAUCUCCAGGGAUGUAAAAGCCUGAUCGAGCUACCAUCUCAUAUUCAAUAUUUGAACAAGCUGAUUACACUGGAUCUUGGUGAUUGUAUAAAUCUGCACAGUCUUCCCGUGAAACUCAACUCAAAAUUCCUUGAGCAUGUUUACUUGUCCAACUGUCCCAUGGUUAUUCGUUGUCCGGAGAUUAAUUCACGAUUGGUGCAUUUAGAUUUGAUGGAGACACCUGUCAGGCUGUCACAGUCUUGCCGGGUGCAAUUUUCAAUGUGAAGCAGGGUAGUAUCCUCCGUCUCUGCGGCAAACACAUCACCAGCUUCCCAGCAAUUUCGGCAAACUUGAACUUGUUUCGGCUGUGCCAUACCACAAUAAGAGAGAUGGAAUCUUAUGAUGAAGAUCACCUAGCUUCUUCUGAAUUACUAUUGCCACGAUUUGUUCAACUGGAGUUGGUUGACAACCCGCAACUCAAGAGCUUGUCAAUGAAUAUCUGGACGAUGGUCUCUCAAACACUCGUACUUGAUGAUUGCCCGUUGAUUGAAAGUUUGCCAGAGGUCUCACAGCCUGUUAAUGGCUUAACUGAGCUUCAAAUAUUCAAAUGUGGAAACUUGGAGAGUUUUCCAGCUGGUAUCAACAAUCUGAGAUCUUUACAGGCUCUCUAUUUCUGUGCCACAGAUAUUACGUCUUUGCCUGCUUGUAUCCAGGAGCUGGACCAGCUCUCUCUUUUAGAUCUGUCCUUCAGCAAAAGCCUCGAGCUUGUUCCGAGCGCCAUCCAUAAACUUGCCAAGUUAUCCUCUUUGUACUUGACGGGCUGUUCGAUGAUUCAAUCUUUACCAGAACUCCCGCCCAAUCUUAUACUGUUGGAUGUAAGUGGUUGCAAGAUGUUACAAGCCUUACCAAGCAACUUAGGCAAGCUGAGAUGGAAGUACCUGUGCUUUGACGAUUGCCCGCGAUUGGACAAGAAUCUUCCUAAAGAAAUGGUGCAGAAUUUCCCUAUUCAUGCAACUUUGUAUCUACAUCCUCGGGGCGAUCUUCAAUAUUCAGGGAGUGAGAUUCCAGAUUGGUUUGCUUACAAUAAGAAUGAUUCAUGUGUGAUGGUGCAAUUGCCGCUUCCAAACUCCAGUAAGCAACCAAUUAAGGGGAUUGCAUUCGGCGUUGUGUGUUCUUCGGAUGUUUGGAUCGACUGGCUGGAUAUUAAGUGCGAUUGCAACAUCGGCACCUUAACAGCUGCCUCUUGGAGCAGUCAUGGUUUACAUUUGGAUGGUACGGCAUCAGAAGAUAAUGUAUAUUUGUGGUAUGACGAGAAUUUGUUAGUUGAGACCAAGCAAAGAAUACUAGAAGAGGCUGAAAUUUGGUAUGUCAAAUAUGCUGGGCUCACCGUUACCUUCAGAUUCUACUUUGAAGCAGAGAAGGAAGAUGUCGAGAAACUAAAGAGCACCAAAAUCAAAAGGGUCGGCCUCUCUCUACUGUACUAACUGCUCGUAGUUUGGUGGAACAGAGUCUGCGUUGCAGCUCCUUUAAGACAUUCUAUAUCUCGUUUUGUGUCUGUAUCUGAAUCGUUCCUUUGCUUCUUGGCGUCCUUAGUUGAGCUAAUUCGCAAGUUGAGGUGGAUAUGGAAGGCAGGCUUUUGCAUCGAGUUGUUUCUCCUUGUAAGCGAGUGAGCUAAUUUUUAUUUGUUUGUUGUUUGUCACGUCAACAUUAGCUGUACAUGAUCAGAGAUUUAGAGUGGAACCACAAAAAUGGCGAGUUGUAUACUCAGAGAGCACUCAUGGUUCCUUCUUGUUUAUGAAGAAACCAGCAAUCAGCGACUUUCUUUCUCCCAUUCAACUCCCAACUGAUAUGAGCAUAUGAUGCCAUCAUCUCCAUGACAAGACAUGAGUUUUGCGUAUUCCUAUGUUACAGAGAUUUCCCAGAAACAAUCAGCCCCCACCUAACCCGCCUAACAACCUGAAUGACACAACUCUACAAAGGCAGUCACAAGUUAGGACAGCCGCCUUGCCGGUUAUCAGCCAGAGUAGAAUAAAAUUGCCUCCAUUUGACCUUUCACCCUCUAUGCCCGCCAACGACAUAGAACGCUGCAAUUGUCAUGAUCAAACUAACGAAAUUUACAUUCAGCGAUCAGCGUCAGCUUCCAUCCACAUUGAGUCCAAGCUCUCCUCCACAUCGCACAAAUUGAUCUUCGUAUGGUAAAAAUUUGAAUCUGCCAUGGCCUCCUCAGCAUCCCUUAACGAUGUUUAUCAUUAAGAACUCACCCUAAUGGACGGUUGAUUAAAGAGGGGAAAGAUUUCUUCUCAACAUUCAAAGCUUCUCACAAUGCGUCCCAGCCUGCUGAUCACAACCACUGGAUCAGCAUGCGACUCCUCGAGAUAUAUUGCGUGAUACUCCAGCCCUUUCCACUGGGCAAUCAACUGAAAAUGUGGGCGUCUGAACUCUGCGCUCACAAUCUCGAGAAUCACAGUUCUUGGUGUAGCCGACACAAUGUGAGUCAAGCCAGCACCAUGAGCGCCUAUGAUAACAGAAGCCUCUUGAAUGGCUCUCAGUUGCUCCCUCAUUGGCAUGUGUGCAAAUAAUCCAUUCACCACCUUCACUUUACACUCUGAAUGAUUAUUGUGUUUAUAUGAUGCCCAUUUCUGUACAGCAUCGAACACCUCUUCUUCAUUGCUGAGUCUCGAUUGAACCUUUCCAUCGUGGCGUGGGUGGGCCAAGUAAUCUUCCCUUCUCACAAAAAGGACAUUGAGGCCUGAAGCUGGCUUUUCGGAACCAGGCCUAUUGACCGGGAAGUGAAAGGCUGCUCUUAUCAUUUCUCCAAACUCUGACAAUCUUGCUGUCUUGUGUUCAUCAGGGUUCAUCCAAAGUUCUUUCCCAGGAGCUCCAUUACAGAAUAUAUCUUCAGAUAGACCCUUGAAGAGGGCAGUCUCAUAUCCCAGAGGAACAAGUACAGCAUGGCGGUAACACACUGAGCCCGUAAAGUUUUUAGCAUAUUGGAUGCUAGAGAAGAGAGCACUCCAGGUUUCUUCCAAGGGUGCCUGAAAAUUUUCUCAGGAAGGUGAGAAAUCACUGAGCGAGCUAGACAAGCACGCUUCAGACAAACCAAGGUCGAAGCACAAUAUGCAAUGU